Molecule: messenger RNA, 2017 nt
Organism: Carcharodon carcharias (great white shark)
Lineage: Eukaryota; Metazoa; Chordata; Chondrichthyes; Lamniformes; Lamnidae
Product: KIAA1328 ortholog
Exons: 12
Coding region: 281-1933 (550 amino acids)
Source: RefSeq, a predicted model, not a curated record
GGUUGUUUAAGAUGGCGAAGGCUGGUAAUUUGGUGAGUGAAGUUUUCUGGAGCAAAGAUCCAUCGGAUGAAGAACAAUCCAUGGUCUUUGUGCCAGAUCACCACAUGAUUGUUGAUGGGACACUGGUUAUGUUGUGACUGUUUGGGGGUUGCUGUUAGAAGGAAACAUUAGACCUGAAUCCAAGGUGAAGUGUAAAAUUCAAGAAGUUGGAGCAAAACUCCCACUCCAUUCUGAUUCUGCUUUUGUGAACCCCCUGAAGAUCAAGUCUGGAAAGUUACCAAUGCCAAACAAGAUUAUGAAGGAAAAGAAAGGGACGAAGAGCGCAUCUUUGAAGGAUCUCUGCCCAGAAGACAAGAGGCGCAUUGCUAAUCUAAUCAAGGAGCUUGCAAGAGUAAGUGAAGAGAAAGAAGAAACUGUGGAACGAUUAAAGGCUGAACACGAAUCCUUUGAAAAGAAAAUCAGAGAACUGGAGGACCAGAAUGAAGUCAUUGUGACCGAGCGGGAAGCUUUGCAACAGCAGUAUAAAAAAUGCCAGGAACUCCUGAGUGUUUACCAGAAGUAUCUAUCUGAACAGAAAGAAAAACUGAACCAGUCCUUGCCUGAGUCCAGCAACUAUAAGCAAAAGGAGCCUAACAAGAAGAAUCUUCCUCAAAUGGCUUCUUCCGACCUAGAUGGCUCCUAUCUUGGAAUUGUUCCUACUUGUACGUUAAAUACCACUGAUAAAUCUAAACAAGUGCUUACUGGUGCAUCCCUCGCUCCUCACCUUCAAUCUGACCUGGCCCAGCAUUUCCCAAACCACAAUCAUCAUCUUCAAGCCCAGCAUACUGGGAGUUUUCCAUCUCAAAAUGGUUGUGGGAAAAGAACUGGAAAUACAAUUCGGGGAGAGCCAGUUGCAGGAAGACAUUAUGAAAUGAACAAACAGUCAGUUGUAGGUGCUGUGCAGGCUGGUACCUUUUAUGAUACAGAUGGCGGUCAAGCUCACUAUGGAUGGCUGAGAAGUAGAGACGCUGAUCAUAAAAAUCAAUUGACUAAUGUACAUAAUGGGCAUUUCAAACUGUUAACUGAACACAAUGCCUAUUCUGGAAUGUUUCAUGAUCCAGCAAUGAAUGACCAAAUGGGAAUAAUGGCUGGAGAAGUUUUGCAUGGAAAGAAACUGCUGGUAGACCAAAAGCAGCAGCUGAUGUGUCAGAAAAUGGAGCUGGAACUGGAGAAAGAAAGACUGCAGAGAUUGCUCGCUCAGCAGGAGACCCUGCUCCUUCGAAAGCAACAGCAAUUACAUGAGUCAAGGUUGGAUUACAGCAGGUUCAAAUAUCAUCUGUCUGAAGCAGAAGAAAUGACCUACAGUGAGGAUCUGACAAACAAAACAAGAAUUCCUAUACCAAAUUCAGUUAGGCCAGAAAGGCACUUAAGGUCAGGGGAUGAUCUUUACCGUGGUCAUUUGCAACAUCAGGAAAGAAACAUUAAGGCAUCGACAUCAGAACCAUGGGAAGGAUCAAAUGCUGGAAACAAGGUGAUAGAACCUUUUGAUUCAGAACUGGAUGCCUUUCGGGAUACAAUCUCUUUAUGCCCUGCUGUAGAUCGAAAUAAACAACAAACAGGGACCCCUUCACGUUCUAAAAAGGAUGUGGCUACCUCUCCUCUUCUAGUAUUUAAUAAAGAUGAACGAGUCAGCACAGCAACCUCACCUUUUUGGGCUGAAUCAUCGAGCUAUGAAGCCUCUCUUGUUCAUUUGGUGGAUGCAUUGAGUCCAAUUUCCUCACAAAAGCAUAAUUCGCACAUCAAGGAAGAAUACUGCAAGCCAAGAAAAAGCAACAUAAUUCACAGCGGAAACCAUCAAAAGCUUGCUAAGACUGGAACAGUUCCAACAGACAGUGGAGUAUCAGAUGAUGAAUUUGAAGAAAGCAAAAUGUUGGAAGAUGUUUUUUUCAUUUAAAAAAGGGGUGGAACAUUCUCACUGGCAUGAGUGAACCAUAAUGAUUUUUAAAUUAUUUUAGUAAAAUUGGAUUGUUGAAGAGUC